AUCAGGCGUGGUGCCCGGAGGAAAGUGCGAGGUUCAAAGAGCCCGCGGCGUCUUCUCCACGCCCCUUCGCUCAUCUCCCGCCUCUGCCGCUGAGAGACGCCCUGAAACGUCUGUGGCAACCUCUGUCACAUUGGGACCCGCACUGGCAGCGGGAGGCAGAGGGUGGACUCUGGAACGUCCCAGAAGCCGGAAAAUGGACACAGUGGCCCUUGAGGAUGUGGCUGUGAACUUUACCCAGGAGGAAUGGGCUUUGCUGGGUCCAUCACAGAAGAAUCUGUACAGAGAUGUGAUGCAAGAAACCAUCAGGAACCUGGACUGUAUAAAAAUGAUAUAUGAAGACCAGAAUAUUGAAGAUCAGUACAAAAAUCCCAGGAGAAAUCUAAGAUGUCAUAUGGCAGAGAGACUCAGUGAAAGUAAAGACAAUAGUCAAUGUGGAGAAAUAUUUAGCCAGAUUCAAGAUAGCAUUGUGAAGAACAACAUUCAUCCUGGAGAAGAUCCGUGUCAAAGCACCAACUAUGAAGAAGUCAUCAUGGGUCAUUCAUCUUUUAAUAGCCAGAUCAGAGUUGAUGCUGGACACAAACCACAUGUGUAUCAGGAAUAUGGAGAGAAGCCACAUACACAUAAACAAUGUGGGAAAACCUUCAGUUAUCAUGACUCCUUUCAGUCACGUGGAAGGCCUCUCACUGGAAAGAGAUGCUUUGAGUGUAAGAAAUGUGGAAAAACCUUCAGUUCUCGUAGAAACCUUCGAAGACACGUGGUAGUGCAAGGUGGAAAUAGACCUUAUAAAUGUAAGUUGUGUGGAAAAGCUUUUUUUUGGCCCAGCUUAUUACGUAUGCAUGAAAGAACUCACACUGGAGAGAAACUGUAUGAAUGUAAGCACUGUUCUAAAGCCUUUCCUUUUUACAGUUCCUAUCUAAGACAUGAAAGAAUGCAUACCGGGGAGAGACCGUAUGAAUGUAAGCAGUGUUCCAAAGCCUUGCCUGAUUCCAGUUCCUAUAUAAGACACGAAAGGACUCACACUGGAGAGAAACCCUAUACAUGUAAACAAUGUGGGAAGGCCUUCAGUGUUUCUAGUUCCCUUCGACGACAUGAAACUACACACAGUGCAGAGAAACCCUAUGAGUGUAAGCAAUGCGGGAAAGCAUUUCAUCACCUUGGAAGCUUUCAAAUAUACAUGAAAAGGCACACUGGAGAUUGACCUCAUAAAUGUAAGAUAUGUGGGAAAGGCUUUGAUCGUCCCAGUUUAGUUCAGCAUCAUGAACGAAUUCACACUGGAAAGAAACCCUAUGAAUGCAAGCAGUGCGGGAAAGCAUUAUCUCAUAGCUCAAGCUUUCGAAGACACAUGAUAAUGCACACUGGAGAUGGACCUCAUAAAUGCAAGGUAUGUGGGAAAGCCUUUGUUUAUCCCAGUGUAUGUCAAAGACAUGAAAAGUCUCACAGUGGAGAGAAACCCUAUGAAUGUAAGCAGUGUGGGAAAGCAUUAUCUCAUAGCUCAAGCUUUCGAAGACACAUGAUAAUGCAUACGGGAGAUGGGCCAAAUAAAUGCAAAGUAUGUGGGAAAGCCUUUGUUUACCCCAGUGUAUGUCAAAGACAUGAAAAGUCUCACUGGAGAGAAACAAUAUGAAUCUAAACAAUGAUAAAGCCUUCUGUAUUUCCAGUUCCCUUUGGCAACAUGAAAAACCUCACACUGGACAGAAACCCUAUAAAUGUAAAUGUGA
Messenger RNA from Sapajus apella (tufted capuchin), 1718 nucleotides. RefSeq names its product zinc finger protein 563 (gene ZNF563). The record is from RefSeq and is a predicted model, not a curated record. The transcript is spliced from 4 exons. Gene Ontology annotation, biological process: negative regulation of transcription by RNA polymerase II; regulation of immune system process; regulation of cytokine production. NCBI's taxonomy places the organism in Eukaryota, Metazoa, Chordata, Mammalia, Primates, Cebidae.